GGUAAACAAUGAUGUAUAAUGGUUUUUCAGAACCAUGAACACUUUACACUGUGUAAACAGACCUUGAAUCGUUCGCAACGUUCAUCAGAGCUGAAUAAAUAUGAAGCCCACUGAAUAUGAAGGUACGAUGGCCUCAGCGAUUUUGGUGACGGGAGGUGCUGGGUACGUUGGCUCCCACACGGUAGCCUCGAUCCUGGAAAAAGAGACAGAUCCGGAUUUUGAAAUAGUAGUUGUAGACAACCUCACCAAUGCGUACAGGGCGGAAGGUCAAAAGAAACCAGAAGCGAUCAGAAUUAUCGAGGAGUUGACCAAUAAGAGGAUUACUUUUUACGAAUUAGAUCUUAGCGAUAAACAGGGAUUGAGUAAGAUUUUUGAAAAGCAUAACAUACAAUGCGUGAUACACUUCGCUGCGCUGAAGGCUGUCGGGGAGUCUGUACAGAAACCAUUGGAGUACUACCUGGCUAACAUAACUGGAACAUGCACACUACUAGAGGUAAUGCGCAGUUAUUUCGUUUUCAAACUAGUGUACAGCUCGUCUUGCACUGUGUAUGGGGAGCCCGAGCGACUUCCCAUCGACGAGGGUCACGAAACAGGCCGCGGACUCACCAGCCCCUACGGCAAGUCCAAGUACUUCUGUGAAGAAAUCAUGAAGGAUUUAUGCACUAGUGAUCAGAGAUGGAAGAUAAUAUCGUUGCGUUACUUCAACCCCGUGGGGGCACACCGCAGCGGUCGCAUUGGUGAGGACCCCGCCGGUAUACCCAACAACCUUAUGCCUUACAUAGCACAGGUGGCUGUAGGCCGUCUCCCCGAGCUAAUGGUGUUUGGUAACGACUACCCGACGGUAGAUGGCACUGGGGUGCGGGACUACAUUCACGUAGAAGACUUGGCUGAAGGCCACGUGAAGGCUGUAAGGUUGUUCCAGCAACCAGGGUUCAGUGGCUUCCAUGCUGUUAAUCUUGGCACGGGCACAGGCUACUCAGUUCUCCAAAUGAUAGAAGCAUUCAAGACUGCCAGUGGGCGUGACAUCCCCUACCGCAUCGUGGGCCGGAGGGCUGGCGACAUAGCGGCUAACUAUGCAGACGUUUCCCUCUCACACCGCCUCCUCGGCUGGAGGGCGACGAGGACACUUGAGGACAUGUGUACAGAUACUUGGAGGUGGCAAAGCAAUAACCCUGAGGGAUUCAAGCGUAGUUAAAACAAUUUUAGAGGGCUGGCUUUGGUAAGUUGCGUCAAAUACUUAAAAGGAAUAGUCAGUUAAAUAGUGAUUUGAUUUGAAACUUAAUGUUUAGGAAAUAAAGUUAAAAAUCAAUUAAAGAGAUAUUUAAAGAUAAAAGGAAUACUAA
Molecule: messenger RNA, 1343 nt
Organism: Spodoptera exigua (beet armyworm)
Lineage: Eukaryota; Metazoa; Arthropoda; Insecta; Lepidoptera; Noctuidae
Source: the annotation of a GenBank genome assembly